CCGAGAUGAAAUAUUGAAAUACAAAAAAAAAUGGUAUUAAAAAAUAUUUGAAAUUACUAUGAAAGCUUGUUUUACUUAUACAAGAGUGGAUAAAAAGUAAAUAAAAAGGAUAUUUUUAAAUAUUUAAACGAAGAUAAAUUUAGAUAUACGUAAUAUAGUUUGUACUAUAAGUGAAACACACACGUGUAUGAGGUGUUGUCAAGCGAAAGGGGUAACUCUGUGAUAAAUUAUAAUUAUGUAAUAAUCAAUUAAUUACCAUUUAUUAUAUUAUAUUGAAAAUAAUACAAAAAAACAAUUGAAUUUAUUAAUUCCAAUGGAAUAUCCACGUGCAAUUUAUUUAAUAAUUUGCACUGAAUUUUGCGAAAGAUUUUCCUUUUGUGGACUCCGAACAAUUCUUUCACUAUAUCUUCGUAAUGUUUUAUUAUUUCCUGAAAACGAAUCAACAGUGAUUUAUCAUAUUUUUAUAAUGUUUUGUUAUUUGAUUCCUGUAUUGGGAGCAAUACUUGCAGACAGUUAUUUAGGACGAUUCAGAACAAUUUUUUAUUUUUCCAUUAUUUAUGCAAUUGGAAGUGUUCUCAUGUGUUUUGCUGCAAUUCCACCUGUUGCUUUUUGGCCAAAAGGCAUGAUAUUUUUUGGAUUAUUUUUAAUUGCUUGUGGAACUGGAGGAAUAAAACCUUGUGUAGCAGCAUUUGGAGGUGAUCAAUUUCACUUGCCAUUGCAAGAAAAAUAUCUCCAACAAUUUUUUUCCAUUUUUUAUUUUACCAUUAACUUUGGAGGACUCGUUGGAAUGAUUUUAAUUCCGUUCUUAAGAAAAUCUGUUAAUUGCUUCGAUGACGAUACAUGCUAUGCGCUUGGUUUCGGAUUUCCCGCAGCAUUAAUGAUAAUUUCAUUAAUAUUAUUUCUAAUUGGAAAACCUCUUUAUCGUCUCAAAUAUCCUAAAGAAAAUAUAAUACUCAGUUUUUUGCGUUGCAUAAUUUAUUCUGUACGAAAAUUAUGUCAAAAUAAUAAUUCGGAAAUUCAAAAACACUGGUUGGAUAAUUCUCAGAAAAAAUUUUCUCCAAAAUUAAUAUCUGAUAUAAAAAUAGUACUUGCAGUAUUAUAUUUGUAUAUUCCUUUGCCUCUAUUUUGGAGUCUUUUUGAUCAACAGGGAUCACGUUGGACAUUUCAAGCAUCAAGAAUGAAUGGUUACAUUUGGAAUGUACAAAUUUUACCAGAUCAACUACAGGUUAUAAAUCCAGCCCUAGUGCUAUGUUUGAUUCCGAUAUUUGACAAAGGCAUAUAUCCGAUUUUCAAUAAAUUAUGUAGACUAAAUUCUGCCUUAAAUCGUAUGAUUAUUGGCGGAAUAUUUGCUGGAUUUGCAUUUAUUACCAGCGGCUUUUUGGAAUUACAAUUAGAAAAAUCCUAUCCAAUUUUGCCAAGAAAUGGAGAAGCGACAUUGAAUUUUAUUAACACAUUGAACUGUGAUGUUGAAAUUCGAUCAACAUUCCAUUCAAAUUAUAUUUUGAACGAAGCAGAUUCGAUAGAACUGUCUUCCGGUGGAGUUUAUAUUCUGGUGAUUAGAAUACAUCAAAGUCAAGUGGCAUUUCAGAAACUUUUCACAAUGACUCAACCAAACGAAAUUCACAUUCUUUGGCUUUUUCCUCAAUAUAUUUUAAUUUCAAUAGCAGAAAUUUUAUUUGCCAUUUCUGGAUUAGAAUUUUCAUUUACACAAGCACCAAAAAGUAUGAGGACUAUAACAAUUGCUGCUUGGUAUUUGAGUGUUGCCAUUGGUAAUUUAUUGGUGAUAAUUAUAAUUCAAUCACAAUUUUUCAACAGCCAAGCGAAUGAAUUUUUUCUAUUUGCCGGAUUAAUAUUGCUUAAUAUGAUAAUUUUUGCCAUUAUGACAAGACAAUAUAAAUUUGUAUUAUUGGAAGCUGAUUCAAGUAAUGAUCCAUUGUUUUUCAAGAAUAAAAAAAAUGAAAGGGAUCUUGAACCAUUGAUAAAAAUUCCAAAUUCUCAUACUUCUUUGAUAGCUAAUUCAAAUUAAUAUCCGUAUAUUAUAUAAAUAAAUUAAUAAAUUAAUUGAUUAAUA
Molecule: messenger RNA, 2071 nt
Organism: Leptopilina boulardi
Lineage: Eukaryota; Metazoa; Arthropoda; Insecta; Hymenoptera; Figitidae
Product: solute carrier family 15 member 1-like
Exons: 14
Coding region: 314-2026 (570 amino acids)
Biological process (GO): oligopeptide transport; transmembrane transport
Cellular component (GO): membrane
Molecular function (GO): dipeptide transmembrane transporter activity
Source: RefSeq, a predicted model, not a curated record